AUGUUUACUGACUACUUUCUAGAUAACAAAACCAAAGCGGUUGCUGAUUCUUCUCGAGCCUCAUCCCCUGGGCUCUGGCUUGCCUUCCACGAUCCUGUCCUGGAUAUUCGUCAAGCUCUUGAGAGUGGUAAUACGCAAAUGCAUCUCAUCGCUGCCAAUGGUGAGGUUGCGAUUAAUCUUGGUAUAACAAGGAGCCAAAAGGAAGGUCAGAGUCUAUUUUAUGAUUAUGAGCUUGCUAUCUCAUCUGUACAGGCAUCAGACUUGGUCUGUGAUAUUGGCACCGAAGGCUACUACGCUUGUUAUGUCUCGCUUUUGAUCCAAUUUCCCACUUUUGCAAGGCAAACAUUUAGGACCGAGCCCGUCCUAGAUUGGAAAGAUGUUGUGGCUGCAGCAGGCGCGUGGUUCUCUUUCUUCCAGAUUAUUGGCUGGGUUUUCUCGGGUGCGUCUAUAAAAGAGUAG
Molecule: messenger RNA, 459 nt
Organism: Penicillium verhagenii
Lineage: Eukaryota; Fungi; Ascomycota; Eurotiomycetes; Eurotiales; Aspergillaceae
Exons: 2
Coding region: 1-459 (152 amino acids)
Source: RefSeq, a predicted model, not a curated record